Apus apus (common swift) is the source of this 2601-nucleotide messenger RNA. It is a transcript of the gene C2H5orf22, whose product is annotated as chromosome 2 C5orf22 homolog. Bases 63 to 1442 code for a protein of 459 amino acids. Lineage: Eukaryota; Metazoa; Chordata; Aves; Apodiformes; Apodidae. The record is from RefSeq and is a predicted model, not a curated record. The transcript has 9 exons.
ACUGCGGGCGGACGCGGCGCCGCUGCGGGACCUCUCCGUGCCCGGCCCGUCGCCGCCGCGGCAUGAGCGGGGCUGACCCGGGCACCGGCAGCGGGGACGCGUCCCGCGGCCUGCGGGCCUACCCGGCGCUGCCGGUGUGGGUGGUGGAAGACCACCAGGACGUGCUGCCUUUCAUCUAUCGAGCCAUUGGUUCUAAGCAUCUUCCUGCCAGUAACAUCAGCUUUGUUCAUCUUGAUUCCCAUCCAGACCUUCUUAUUCCUGUGAAUAUGCCUGCAGAUACUGUGUUUGACAAAGAAGCUCUUUUUAAUGAAUUAAGUAUUGAGAACUGGAUUAUGCCUGCUGUUUAUGCUGGCCAUAUUUCUCAAGUAGUAUGGCUUCACCCACCCUGGGCUCAGCAGAUCUCAGAAGGAAAACACCAUUUUAUGAUUGGGAAAGACAUAUCAACAACUACAAUCAGGGUUACAGGUACAGAUCAUUACUUUUUAAGUGAUGGUCUUUAUGUCCCUGCUGAUCAGCUAGAAAACCAGAAGCCUUUAAAUUUACACGUCAUUCUCAUCAGUCCUACUGAAGCAUCAAACAGCUGGGAAGAAAAUGGUGAAGUAGCAUCUGCCAAGAGACUGAAGCUAAAUACAGAUGACACAGCAAGCACCGCUUCUGCCUCUGCAUCAGUAGCUCCUGGUGACCCUGUUCAGAGCACAUUAAGAGUGAAGAAGGAAGUACAAAACACAAGUGCACCAAACAAGGCAGAAACAUUGUCAGAGUGCCCAGCUUCAAGCUCCCUCAGAAACAGUGAAUGCCAGAUAAGGGGAGUUGUUAAAGAUGUCUGCCAAGUACUGCAGAAAGGGGAUGCAUAUGUUUUAGACAUUGACUUAGAUUUUUUUUCAGUUAAAAAUCCAUUCAAAGAAAUGUACUCUCAGACAGAGUAUGAGCUUUUGCAAGAGUUGUACCAUUUCAAGAAGCCUCAUAGAAAUGCAACAGAGGAGAGCUUGCUGGAUUGUGUUGAAAACCGUGUUCAUCAGCUAGAAGAUCUGGAAGCAGCAUUUGCAGAUUUGUGUGAUAAUGAUGAUGAAGAGACCCUACAGAAGUGGGCUUCAUAUCCUGGAAUGAAGUCACUUGUUCAACUAGUUCACAGUUUGAAAACCAGGAUGGAAAGCCCAGACUACGAAAUGGUCCAUCAGGCUGGUCUGACCUGUGAUUAUGUGGAGCUUCCUCACCAUGUUAGCACUGAAGAGGAGAUCGAAGGCCUCAUACAAUCUGUUAAAGUUCUACUAAAAGAUAUUCCUAAGCCCACACUUGUGACAGUUGCUCGAUCAAGUUUGGAUGACUACUGCCCUUCAGAGCAGGUUGACAUCAUUCAAGAGAAGGUUCUCAAUUUACUAGGUUCAGUGUAUGGCACUCUGGAUGUGCACUUAGAUUACUCAAGCACCUCAUCUUCUUUGUGACCUAUGCAUUGCCAUCUAAUGCUGUGGAUUAACUUAAAUUGCACAUUAGCUAUGGUUGCAAGGGGAGAAAUACUUCUAUUUCAGCAGGUGGCACUAGAACCCCAAGCUAACCAAGAGCUAUUUUUGAGUUACAUUUCUUCAAGUCAGCUGCAUCGAAGCAUUACCUGCUUGACUUUGUUCGUAUUAGUUCUGUUAUUACUAUCUUUUCUGUCCUGUUCUUGAAAUGGGUGUAAGGAAACUAUUUUUUUGUCCCUAAAAUGUAUUUUUUUCACCUGAUUUCUUUUAAGUGUCUGUUAAAAAUAAUACAUGUAACUUCUUAAAUUUAUUUAUUUUGUGUACAUAAUUUUUGAUGCAGUUUGGUGAGCAACAAGCAUGGUCCUGAGUUGCGUUGUACCUUUAAAAAAAUAAUCUCAGUAAUGCCAUUAAGACAUUAGGUUUACAUAGUGAUCUUUCUCUGCUCAAAAUGACCAGGCAUCCCCCUAUCAUUUCUGUAGAGCAGCUUAUGUCUUCUGCCCCAUCCACAGAAUACAAUUUAUAUUUAUAAUCUGUUGCAUUAAUAUUGUCUUAUUUCACUUUAGAGUAUUUCAUUGGUGACUCAGAUAAUAUCCUAAUAUACAGACAUUGAUUUGGUAUUUUAAUUUUUACAUAUUUUUGAGAAAAAAUGUAUGCAUUUAUGUGCAUGCUUUUAUCUGUUGAAUCCUGUAGGGAGUUGAAUUGAGGGUUUCUUCAGAAACUAAGAUUUAGCUGCACUGAAGUCAGCAGCAAAACCUUCUGUACCAGGUCUUCAGUCAUUUCAGUAUUGCUGUUUGGAAAAUAACAGUUUUAGAACCAUGUAUUUUAGUGAGCAAUCUGGUUCUAGAGAAAACUGCCACUUCCAGAGGAAAAAAAACACAUUGAUUUAUUUGGGAAUGAAGCUGAAAUGGGAAAGAGAAAACACCACCUAGAAUAUUGUCUUUUAUAAUAAAUAAAUUUUGCUUGCAGUUUCUUCUGAAAUGGUCACGUUCAUUUGUUAACAUUAGUAUUUGCUCCGCAGAAACUUGGUGCACUUUUGCUGAUUUGUACUACUUCUGCUGAUGAUACAAAUGUCUACAUUAUGGAUUGUAAAUAUAGAAUGAUUUUGAAAUAUUUCUUACAGUAGAAUAAAUUCCAUGACCAUGGA